AUGUCGGCUCCAGAAUACGAAGAGUAUAUCCAGGCCAAGCUGACGCCCGUGCUGGAAUCACUUGUGACAGAGGUCUUGUUGGCUCAUCCAGAAGAUCCAGUAACCUUUAUGAUAUCGAGGCUCUGCCAGAGAGCAAAACUUCCAGACCCCACAACGCUAGCGGCAAGCGGGUCAAAAGAAAACGAGGAGCUCCGGCAAGAGCUGGCGCGUCUGCGGGAGGACCAACAGCGUGUUGUUGCUCUUGACACGAGUAGUAAUCGCAGCACGCAUGACACGGAUGACAGCGAGGAAGAGGAAGAAGCGGAUGACGAGGAGCAGGAGUCCUUCGAGGCGAAGUACGAUAAGAUAAGAGGCUUUAACAAGAUGCGCCAGAGUGUAUGUGCCGAAGUGUAUGGCAACUGGAACAAGAAACAAAAAUUUGAGCCUCCGGUGUAUCCAAAGACCGACGAGCAGAAGGAACGACUACACAAGGUAUUGGGCCUUUCUUUCAUGUUCAGCUGUCUCGAUAACAAGGACAGGAACACCGUCGUUGAUGCUAUGAAGGAGCGGCAGAUUCCGGCGGAUAUGACACUGAUCAAGCAAGGCGCCGAUGGCGACUGUCUCUAUAUCGUGGAGACAGGCUCCCUGCAGUGCUGGCGAGAGGAUGGCGGAAGGGAAACAAUGGUAAAGGUUGUGGGACCUGGAGAUGUCUUUGGCGAGCUCGCUCUCCUAUACAAUGCUCCUCGAGCAGCAACUGUAAAAAGCGCCGAAGACUGCAAAUUGUGGCGACUUGAUAGGGACACUUUCAACGCAAUCGUGAAAGACGCAGCCACGAAAAAACGGGAGAUGUAUGAUGCAUUUCUUUCAAAGGUGCGUCUGCUGGAGUCCAUGAGUACCUACGAUCGAAUAAAACUGGCGGACGCCUUGCGGACGGAGGAAUAUCAAGGGGGGGAAUUUAUUGUGAGACAGGGAGAGCCCGGAGAUAUCUUUUACCUGAUUGAAGAAGGUAGCGCAAUAGCCAUGAAAGUGUUUGAAGGGCAGACAGAGCCGCAGGAAGUCGAAACCUACAAGGCAGGAGAUUACUUUGGGGAGCUCGCGCUACUGACAGGAGAGCCUCGCGCCGCGUCAGUGAUCGCGAAGGGGAGCUGUAAAGUGGCAACGCUAGACAGGAAGUCCUUCAAGAGACUCAUGGGAUCUGUAGAAGAAAUCCUCAAGAGAAAAGCCCAAGAAUACAAAAAGCAGCCUCAAUAA
This is a messenger RNA of Cyclospora cayetanensis, 1230 nucleotides long. RefSeq names its product cAMP-dependent protein kinase regulatory subunit. Gene Ontology annotation, biological process: regulation of protein phosphorylation. The record is from RefSeq and is a predicted model, not a curated record. Gene Ontology annotation, molecular function: cAMP-dependent protein kinase regulator activity. The coding region runs from base 1 to 1230 and encodes 409 amino acids. The transcript has 7 exons. Gene Ontology annotation, cellular component: cAMP-dependent protein kinase complex. Lineage: Eukaryota; Apicomplexa; Conoidasida; Eucoccidiorida; Eimeriidae.